CGAGCCGGAGCCGGCGGGCGGCGGGCGCCCGAGCGAGCCGCGUCGGGAGCGCGGUCUCCAUGGCAGUGCUGGGCGCAGCCGGAGCUUGUCCAGGUGGCUGAGCACCACUCCCAGACCCCUUGGGGCAUCCAGAAGAUCCCUGACUGGUCAAGUACCAGAGGAAAAAGAGAACUGGAAGUUCAGGCAUGGGGAUCAGAGCCGUCCAGCCAGCCUCAUAGUGGGGAAAGCAGCCGUCUUGCAUCCCCCAUCAAUUAUAGGGGUACUUAAGGACGGGCCUCAUCCAGUAUGGAGGCUGAGGACCGCCUCUGCUGACCCCACAUCUCCUCCCUGCCCUACACCCCUGACCUUAGCUGGGUCAGUCGUGCAAUGCUGAGCAGUAGGGUGGGCCUGGGGGCAGCCCACCUCACUACAGGGCAAGGACUGUGGGCGCCAUGGGGGCGUGUGUGAGUGGGACUCCUGGGUGAGACCUAGCCCCCGCCCCCAGGAGUUUGAGGGGGGUGGGGGUGGAGGAAAGGAUGGCUCGGGGUGGGGCAGGGGCAGAGGAGGCCUCCCUGCGCUCAAACGCAUUGUCCUGGCUGGCCUGUGGGCUCCUGGCACUGCUGGCCAAUGCCUGGAUCAUCCUCAGCAUCUCGGCCAAGCAGCAGAAGCACAAGCCGCUGGAGUUGUUGCUCUGCUUCCUGGCGGGCACGCACAUACUCAUGGCCGCUGUGCCCCUCACCACCUUCGCUGUGGUGCAGCUGCGGCGUCAGGCUUCCUCCGACUAUGACUGGAACGAGAGCAUCUGCAAGGUCUUUGUGUCCACCUACUACACACUGGCCCUGGCCACCUGCUUCACGGUCGCCUCGCUCUCCUACCAUCGCAUGUGGAUGGUACGUUGGCCCGUCAACUACCGCCUCAGCAACGCCAAGAAGCAGGCGCUGCACGCCGUCAUGGGCAUCUGGAUGGUCAGCUUCAUCCUCUCCACCCUGCCCUCCAUUGGCUGGCACAACAACGGCGAGCGCUACUAUGCCCGUGGCUGCCAGUUCAUAGUCUCCAAGAUUGGCCUCGGCUUCGGUGUCUGCUUCAGCCUCUUGCUACUGGGGGGCAUUGUCAUGGGGCUGGUCUGUGUGGCCAUCACCUUCUACCAGACACUGUGGGCCCGGCCCCGGAGGGCUCGGCAGGCCCGGAGAGCAGGGGGCAGUGUGGGGCCCAAGGGGAGUGGGCCCAGGGGCUUGGGUACCCGGCCAGCUUUUGAGGUGCCAGCCAUCGUGGUGGAGGAUGCCCGAGGGAAGCGGCGGUCCUCACUGGAUGGCUCCGAGUCUGCCAAGACAUCCCUGCAGGUCACCAACUUGGUCAGCGCCAUCGUCUUUCUCUAUGACUCACUCACAGGGGUGCCCAUCUUGGUGGUGAGCUUCUUCUCCCUUAAGUCGGACUCGGCUCCCCCGUGGAUGGUGCUGGCUGUGCUGUGGUGCUCCAUGGCACAGACGCUGCUGCUGCCCUCCUUCAUCUGGUCCUGCGAGCGCUACCGCGCCGACGUGCGCACAGUGUGGGAGCAGUGCGUGGCUAUCAUGUCCGAGGAGGAUGGCGAUGACGAUGGGGGCUGUGAUGAUUAUGCUGAUGGUCGAGUGUGCAAAGUUCGCUUUGAUGCUAAUGGAGCCACAGGACCUGGGGGUCGGGACCCUGCCCAGGUGAAGCUGCUGCCUGGAAGGCACAUGCUCUUUCCUCCUCUUGAGAGAGUCCACUACUUACAGGUCCCUCUGUCCCGCCGGCUGUCCCAUGAUGAGACCAACAUCUUCUCUACUCCUCGGGCACCAGGCUCCUUCCUGCACAAAUGGUCCUCCUCUGAUGACAUCCGGGUCCUCCCAGCCCAGAGCAGGGCCCUUGGGGGCCCUCCUGAGUACCUGGGACAAAGACACAGGCUGGAGGAUGAGGAGGAUGAGGAGGAGGCUGAAGGUGGGGGCCUGGCCAGCCUUCGCCAAUUCCUGGAGAGUGGGGUUCUGGGGUCAGCUGGGGAACCCCCACGGGGUCCUGGCUUCUUCCGGGAGGAGAUCACCACCUUCAUCGAUGAGACACCUCUGCCUUCUCCAACAGCCUCACCGGGGGCCUCUCCUCGCAGGCCCAGGCCACUGAGCCUCUCACCUCGCCGACUCUCCCUUGGGUCCCCUGAAAGCAGAGCCGUUGGACUUCCUUUGGGGCUAAGUGCAGGGAGACGCAGCUCCCUGACAGGAGGCGAGGGGAGUGCAAGGGCUUGGGGAGGUUCCUGGGGCCCAGCCAACCCCAUCUUCCCCCAGCUGACCCUGUGAGCCAAGUGGGCCUGCUGGACUCAGAGGAGGGGCCUGGUUGAAACACCUCAUUCUGGCCCUGAGCCUAGGGCAGCUGCCUCCAGCCUCUGGGGAGAUGGGCACUAAAUCUGGGGCUCUGGAGCCCCUGGUCUCUCCCAUCGAAGUGACCAGAUGCCCUACUCACCUUCCAUCAUCCCUAGCAAAAUGUAUUAAAGUCUGAAG
Molecule: messenger RNA, 2483 nt
Organism: Cynocephalus volans (Philippine flying lemur)
Lineage: Eukaryota; Metazoa; Chordata; Mammalia; Dermoptera; Cynocephalidae
Gene: GPR162
Product: G protein-coupled receptor 162
Exons: 5
Coding region: 516-2282 (588 amino acids)
Biological process (GO): G protein-coupled receptor signaling pathway
Cellular component (GO): membrane
Molecular function (GO): G protein-coupled receptor activity
Source: RefSeq, a predicted model, not a curated record